AUGUUUCGCGCACAGCAAAAUGCCUUUGACGAUGCCGUCGCCAAGGCCACCGACGAGAACCUGACAUCGGAGAACUGGGAGUAUAUUCUGGAUGUUUGCGACAAGGUUUCUGCCGAGGAGUCGGGCGCGAAGGAAGCAGUCGCCGCUAUGAUCAAGAGACUGGCCCACAGAAAUGCCAAUGUGCAACUCUACACACUUGAGCUCGCAAAUUCUCUGUCGCAAAAUUGCGGUCCCAAAAUUCAUCGCGAGCUGGCCUCAAGAAGCUUUACAGAUGCUUUGCUGCGUUUGGCUGCUGACCGUAAUACACAUCAACAAGUCAAAUCGAAGAUCCUGGAGCGCAUGCAAGAAUGGACCGAAAUGUUCGCUUCUAACCCAGACUUCGGCAUCAUGGAACAAGCGUAUAUGAAGCUCAAAGCUCAAAAAAGAGAAGAGGAGGAGCUGCAGAUGGCACUCGCCCUCUCUGUCAAGGAUAAGAACCCGCAGCCCCCUGCUCCACAAGCUGGAUCCUCGGCAGCUGCCAACGCAGCAGCUGUUGUCAACCCUGCUACCCAGCCCGCGGCAAGUCCUCAGCCUGUCGUCUCCCAGCCGGUCCCAUCGGGUACUUCUGCCGCAACAGUGUCACGGGUGCGAGCCCUCUUCGACUUUCAACCCUCAGAACCUGGCGAACUUCAAUUUCGCAAGGGUGAUAUAAUUGCCGUUUUAGAAUCAGUUUACAAGGAUUGGUGGAAGGGAUCUUUGCGGGGGCAGACGGGAAUUUUCCCUCUGAACUACGUUGAAAAACUCGCGGAUCCUACGAUCGAGGAGCUGCAGCGCGAGGCACAGAUGGAGGGCGAGGUCUUUGGGCAAAUCAAGAAUGUUGAGAAGCUUUUGACAUUGCUGAGCACUCGCAGUUCUGAUCUUAAUGUCCAAGAGAAUGAGGAGAUUACCCAGCUCUACCACUCUACUCUUGCCAUCCGCCCAAAGCUGAUCGAACUCAUUGGAAAAUACUCUCAGAAGAAGGACGAAUUCACUCAGCUCAAUGAAAAGUUUAUCAAAGCGCGCCGUGACUAUGAGUCGCUUCUGGAGGCCUCGAUGGCUCAUCCAGCUCAGUCUUACGGACGACUUCCUCAGGGCCAAAUCCCUGGCUUUCCCGGUGCUGCACCUGCUACUGGUUAUCCUUCUCAGCCAGAUCAGCGGUAUUUUAGCCCUCGUCCUCAUCAAGAUACCCAAGUUCCUCUUUAUGGAGCGGAGCAGACGGUCCCCUUCCGUCCAGCUUCUCAGUCUCCUGAUCCUCGCAAUCAGUUCCCCGGUGCAUCAGUUCCCCCGCAACAGUCAGCCCCACCCCAAGGAACCCCUGUUCACCACCGCCCUCAAUCUACAUACGACCACCCGCAGGAACUUGGGACAUCUGUCUAUGACUCUCCAGUAGUUGAACAAGGCGCGAACCCGCGUCCUGGCUUUGGAUCUAAUGGCCAAGCACCCCCAAGUGGUAAUCAGCAGUUCCAGCAGCAGCCUUCGGGACAAGACUAUUCCCCCUCUGUCUACUCGCACGAGAAUGCCUCCCAACAGCAGAUCCCAUAUCCAAGCACUCAAAACGCACACCAAGCUCCUCCUUCCCACCAACCACCAUCUGUUCCUGGAUCUGCGCAGCCCCCUGCCCAGUACACAGCCUUCAAUCCGGGUGCUUCAGCUCCGUCAGCUCCCACGGAAUACCAGGCCUACCAACCUCCUGCUGGAGGGGCGAACCCAGCCUCUUACUACAGAUGA
Molecule: messenger RNA, 1746 nt
Organism: Penicillium chermesinum
Lineage: Eukaryota; Fungi; Ascomycota; Eurotiomycetes; Eurotiales; Aspergillaceae
Product: ESCRT-0 subunit protein HSE1
Exons: 9
Coding region: 1-1746 (581 amino acids)
Biological process (GO): protein transport to vacuole involved in ubiquitin-dependent protein catabolic process via the multivesicular body sorting pathway
Cellular component (GO): ESCRT-0 complex
Molecular function (GO): phosphatidylinositol binding; ubiquitin binding
Source: RefSeq, a predicted model, not a curated record